AUAUAUACGAACAUGGACCAGCUGACAGACAUUCCAUCGAAUUCAAAACAAAAGUUUAGUUUCUCAUUUUUCAUCAAAACUGCUCAAUUUUUACACAUUAAUGUCCAUUUAACAUCGAUUAUUAAGUGUUACCACCAGCAAACAGAAUGGGCCAGGUGAAAAGCCAAUUCAGCGAAGAAGAGCUGCAGGACUACGAAGACCUAACGUAUUUCACAAAGAAAGAAAUCCUCUUUGCGCACAAAAAAUUCAAGGCCCUCGCUCCGGAGAAGGUCGGCCACAACAAGAAUGCCCGCCUGGCGAUGACCAAAAUCCUCCAAUAUCCGGAACUGCGCGUCAACCCGUUCGGGGACCGGAUCUGUAAGGUGUUCAGCAGCUCCAACAAUGGGGAGAUUUCCUUUGAGGACUUCCUGGACAUGAUGUCGGUGUUCUCGGAUGCUGCCCCCAAAUCGGUCAAGGCGGAACAUGCGUUCAGGAUUUUCGACUUUGAUGGCGAUGACAUGAUUGGGAAGAAUGACCUCAAACAGGUCAUCCAGAGACUCACGGGUUAUAACAAUGCCCUCAAUGAAAGCGAUAUUGAUCAACUGAUAACGAAUAUCCUAGAAGAAGCGGAUCUCGAUGACGAUGGGGCACUUUCUUUUGCCGAGUUCGAGCACAUCAUUGAUAAAUCCUCCGAUUUUACAAACUCCUUCCGCAUCAGACUGUAGGACCACAACCGUUUAGCUCAAUUAUCCAGGCCAAAAAAUGACCGUUUUGUAAUCUCCUUUUACGAAAACAUCCAAAAUACGAAACUCCUCGUCAGAUAUUAGAUUUUUGUGAUUUAGAAAUUUAUUUACGUUGUUCUUACUCGUGUAUUAUUAUUACGCACAAUAAAUGCUAAGCUUAGUAUGAAAA
Aedes aegypti (yellow fever mosquito) is the source of this 891-nucleotide messenger RNA. RefSeq names its product calcium and integrin-binding protein 1. Gene Ontology annotation, molecular function: calcium ion binding. The coding region runs from base 147 to 704 and encodes 185 amino acids. Lineage: Eukaryota; Metazoa; Arthropoda; Insecta; Diptera; Culicidae. The record is from RefSeq and is a predicted model, not a curated record. The transcript has 5 exons.